Molecule: messenger RNA, 1242 nt
Organism: Triticum turgidum subsp. durum (durum wheat)
Lineage: Eukaryota; Viridiplantae; Streptophyta; Magnoliopsida; Poales; Poaceae
Source: the annotation of a GenBank genome assembly
AUGGAACGGAAAGAGGUCAUGGACCUCGGCAGCGGCGAGCCCAAGGAGAUCAUGGACCUCAUCAGCGGCAAGCCGAUGGAGACCAUAGGCCUCGGCAGCGGCAAGGUCGAGGACUAUCCCUCCGUGAGGCGGCUCCGCAACCGGCGGCUCCUCCUCUACCUCCGGCUCCAGGGCUUCGACACUGCCUACGAUAGCGUUGUGCGCGAGUCGGGUGUGCAGAUGAGCAAGCUACAUCUGCGGCAGCUGCUGAUCUGGGGCCGGUGGAGCGAAGCCCUCAACUACAUCAGGCGCUUCCUGCCGCCGGCGUCCAAAGACCGUGGCCGCGAGGCCCGUUCCCUCCUCUUCUUCCUCAACAUGCUCUGGGCCCUGGACAACGUCGCCGCGUGCUCCAAGAGCGGCCUCGUGAGCGACUCUGCGCACCGCGACCUCCGCUUCCUGACGUCCCUCUGCAGUCGCAGCGCCAAGCUCCCCUCCAUCCUCCGAUACACGCUCCAGCCGCCGCAGUUCAGGGAGUCUCUGGACUGGAUGCUGGUGAGGGAGAAGGCAUCGUUGAUUGUCGAAGCCUGGGCUCUUGACACUCCGGAAUUGAGGCGCAACUUACAAUUGCCUGCCGGCCCAGGUCUCCCGCGGGACGUGCUUCCCAUCGGUCCCAGUCGUCCAAGGCGCCACCGGAGGGAACGAUACCGGCGGGCAAAAGCAUCUACAAUUGCCAAGUCCUAUCUCAACAGGAAGAGGAGCCUGCUGUCUUCAAGUCCACCUCCUGGAUUGCUUGAUGAUGCACUCAACUGGAUGGCUGAUCUUAUUGAGGGAUGUUUAAAAGCUGGUAAAAUUCCGGAGCUCCAUCAAGAGCUGCCACUUCAGUCAAAUGGAAAUGAAGGUGCUUCUGGUUCUCCACUUUUGCAGACCAUGUUUAGUACCGUGACAAAUCCUUCUAAAAACCCUGGGAUCUCAUCAGUGACAAAUGCAGGUGUUCCAAGUUGCACAGGUAGGCCUAAAUGUACUUGGUGCUCAUCAGUUGCAUUUUCAGGUGGUGCAAUCUCACAGCCUUUUAGAACACCUUGGAUCACAUCUGCCUCAAAUGCAGGCCCAAUCAAGCAUUCUGUUGGAAGGAAAAGGAAUUCAGGAGAAGUUUUGGUCACUGCCGAGGAAGAUAAUCCUGAUAGGAAAAGGCAACUGACUGAACUGGAGUUGGUGACUGAAGUGGAAGCUGGAUCUUGCAGCGCCAACUUGAUGGCUAACUGA